CGCUUGAGUGAAUACACCCGCAGCACAGUUUAUUUAAUAGAGUUGCUCGGAUGGAGGGGGCUAUUGAUUUUGAAAUAGGGGGAAAGUGAGUGAAAGAGGUAUUAGUUUAAAGUUGGGAUGUUGGGGGAGGAUAUUGAAUCCUUUAGGCGAGGAUCAGUUUGUUUUUUGAUUUUUACAUCGGUGAAUGACAGAGUUGGAGCUCACUAUAAGUAGGAUAUCCCUUUGAGGUUGAUGAUAUUGUUUCUUAUAAUGAGGGGUACUUAAAAGGAGGUGGGGAGCUUAGGCAACCUCAUCGUCCAGAACCUCAUUCUAAUAUACCUUCUUGGAGCUAAAAAGUUGUUUCUUAUAAUGGAGGGUAUUUUGAAUGGGAGGGGUGGGGUAGACGUAUCCACCCAUUGGCGAACUUUUUUGGGGGUGCCCUAUGGUAAGGGUCUGACUUUAUUUACCUUUACUCAACGAACUCACGAUCUCCCUCCCCCACCCUCUCCUCCUAAAUAA
This is a messenger RNA of Meloidogyne enterolobii, 498 nucleotides long. Lineage: Eukaryota; Metazoa; Nematoda; Chromadorea; Rhabditida; Meloidogynidae. The record is from the annotation of a GenBank genome assembly.